Molecule: messenger RNA, 597 nt
Organism: Penicillium soppii
Lineage: Eukaryota; Fungi; Ascomycota; Eurotiomycetes; Eurotiales; Aspergillaceae
Product: carboxymuconolactone decarboxylase family protein
Exons: 1
Coding region: 1-597 (198 amino acids)
Molecular function (GO): peroxiredoxin activity
Source: RefSeq, a predicted model, not a curated record
AUGCGCCUUCCAUAUGUUCAAGACCCUCCACCAACUAGCUCACCCGAUGAAGCCCGGAUUCUGGCGGAUAUCCAAGCUCGACGAGAGCCAAAUCCCCUUCUUCCUCUCGACUUGGCCCUCCUGCAUUCUUUCCCUAUAGCAGAAGGAUGGAAUUCAUUCUUCGGUGCGAUCAGGGCCCAAACGACCCUCUCGGCUAUACAUCGGGAGCUAGCUAUCUGCCGUGUUGCGGUAGUGAAUGGUGCAUUGUUCGAAUGGGAACAACAUGCUCCCUUGCUGCAGAAGAGCGGAAUGAAUGAUGAUAUUUUGGAGAUUAUUAAAGAUCCCGAGGCAGAUUUCGCAGACAAUUGUUUCUCCUCAGCUCUGAGUCCCGAGGAAAGGAUUGUGCUGAGGUAUACGGACGCCAUGACAAAGACUAUCAAAGUCCCUGAUGAGGUGUUCGCAGACCUGAAGACCUUUUUCAACCCGCAGCAGGUUCUCGAGAUCACGACAACAAUUGCGGGCUAUAAUUGCGUCAGCCGAAUCCUGGUAGCUUUGGAUAUUGGAGAAAAAAACCAUGGGGCGGAAAGGUGGCUCAAAGAAAGGAACCACUGUCUUUGA